CUUGAUGCACAAGUGUUUUGACUUGCACUGACUGCUGUUGUCAUCUAGUACCGGACCACCUCAAACUACCCCUGAAGGCCAUUUUGUGUGGAUAGAAUCCAAACACGUGAUCCAAUCAGGCGACAUGGGGAAAGUGGAAGGAGGGAUGAAAUGUGUCAAAUAUCUUUUGUUCGUGUUCAACUUCAUAUUUUGGUUGAUGGGAUCCUUUGUUCUGGCAGUGGGACUGUGGCUUCGUUUUGACCCGGAAACCGUGUCCCUGCUCAACGGCGAUAAGGCUCCAGACACGUACUUCAUUGGUGUGUACAUCCUGAUAGGUGCAGGAAGUCUGGUGAUGCUGGUGGGUUUCUUCGGAUGCUGUGGAGCGGUUCGAGAAUCUCAGUGCCUGCUGGGUUCAUUCUUUGCCUGUUUGGUGAUCAUCUUUGGAGCUGAGGUGGCAGCAGGAGUGUUUGGAUUCCUGAACAAGGAUAAGAUAAUUGAAGAUGUACAAAACUUCUAUACCACAACUUACAAAGAAAAUAACAACAGCACGCUCAUCACCUCUUACCAGAAAGUGCUCAACUGCUGCGGGACACUUGCUGACAACUGUCCUGAUCAAGAACCAGAUAUAAAGGACUGCGAGGCGGGCAUCAAGGAUUUCUUCAACAGUAAACUCUACAUCAUCGGAUACGUUGGCAUCGGCAUCGCUGGCGUCAUGAUCAUCGGCAUGAUCUUCAGCAUGGUGCUCUGCUGCGCUGUACGUAACAGCAGGGAGGUCAUAUAAAGGACCCCGGAUUGGUACCAGAGAGGCCCGGAGAGACUGCACCGCUUUUAUAGAACACUAUCCAAUCCGUAUCCGAGUGAUGUAACGAUGUCUUAUGUAAGUCAGGAUCGUGGAGCGUACAUGACGAUAUCAUGUGACCAUGUUUACAGUGUCAUAAACAUAAACAAGAGUCCUAAUGACUGAUAAUAGGAACCGGGGUUGGGAAGUUCACACAUCUAAGAUUGCGUUGCCUUUGCAUACCCCAUUUAAAAAAAAAUCCUAAUUAUUGGUUCUGAGUGGAAUUUCCAUGAUGUAAAUAUUUAAUUUUGUACAUUAUAUGUGAAUGAUUUGAUUGUGCUGUGUGUAGAUAGAUAGAAGUUGAGGUUAUUUGUAGUGUACCAAAUAUUAAAUAAUAUUAAAUGUGCCUUUUGUAGAGACCACAUACUGUCUGGAUGUAGAAAAAAAAACAUAGCAAUGAUGUACAUGUGACUGUGAAAUCGGUGCACACUUUUUCCAACAAAUAUUAUGAUCGGUUUUGUGUGUCUCUUUAGUUUGUUCGACAAAAUCAAACUUUGUGGGAUUUUAAUAUAUUACACUCAACUAAAAAAUAGUUUUUGCUGCCAUAUUCAAAUAUCUAAAACAUUUUCUUUAUACACAAUUUUUCUUUUUAAUCUGUGUUACUGAGAUAAUCCAUCCUCCUCAAAGGUGUGACAUAUCAAGAUGCUAAUUGGAAAGGUUAAUUUUAGCACAGGUGUGCUUUAGUCUGGCCACAAUAAAUGGCCACACCUCAUGGAAAACGGGAUCAAAAAGGAAAGUAUUUUAUUUAUUAUGUUUGUUGAGUGUAUUUUAAUGUCACAAUAAUGACGCCAGGCUUUUUUUUUAGUGGUUGAAAUUUGAACAGGAUACAAUCCUACAACAAUCCACAAUGUCGGGCUUUUGUGUUAAUUUAUUUUCUUACCAUUUCAGGCUUCUCAGGAAAACACUGUAGGUGUUUGAAGUUUAAAUAAAGCAUUUGAAGUUUUAUACCGAUUUCAUGCAUUUUAUUUCAUUUCACAAAUAAGACACAUUGGAUCUCAAGAGUUAUGACCACAAAUAUUCCCUGCAAAAACCUUAAUGAAGAUGAGAAACAGUAUGGAAUUUAAGAAAUAAUUCAUAGCAAAAUACGAAGCUAGCGUCGGUUCUUCACUAAGAUUUUAAUGUAAAAGUAGGAAACUUUAACGCAAGUUGCAUCCCUAAUUAAAAUGCAGUAUUAAUAAAUUGAAGGCAAUGCGACUUGGAAAGUAUGGCUUCAUGGGAAAAAAUAUCAGCUACACCAGGGGUCUCAAACACGCGGCCCCGCGGGCCAAAUGUGGCCCACAGGACACUAGUUUGAGGCCCCCCGCCUUGAUAUGAAAGUUUAAUGUUUGAUAUGGAUGCUGUAUGGUAUCAUGUACCCAGAAAAAAUUAUUACGUUUGAUUCAUGUUCAUGUUAAAGGUUAAAUAACUGUUAAUAGUUAUCCUCCCUAUCCGUGUGGAAGUGGUAAGUUUUUUGGCUAUUUAAGUUGAAAGGAAAUAACUUGAAGGCUACCGUUUAGGUGGCUAGCUGUCUAGUUUGCGAGUUAGCAUGUGUCUC
Molecule: messenger RNA, 2351 nt
Organism: Doryrhamphus excisus (bluestripe pipefish)
Lineage: Eukaryota; Metazoa; Chordata; Actinopteri; Syngnathiformes; Syngnathidae
Product: CD9 antigen-like
Cellular component (GO): plasma membrane
Source: RefSeq, a predicted model, not a curated record